UGCUCAUUUGCUAUACAUCUAUAUAUACACCAGAAGUGUGGUCACUCUAAGUGCACAGAGUGGGAAUUUACUUAAGCUCAUUGGAUAAUAGUUGCAGCUUACUUAUUUUUGAAGAUUGCCACUACUCGAUCGAACAGAAUUAAACAUGGCAGCUACAGUUGUUUCUAGUGUAAUUGCUAAUCUUAAAGUUCUUAGUCAUGAUAAUUAUGAAGAUUGGAGUUUCCACUUUAAAACCUACUUGUUGGCUGAAGAUCUUUGGGAGGUUGUGGAAGAGACCUUUGAACCUCCUAGACGAGAAGAUGGUGAAGCGGAAUUUAUGGUUUGGAGGAAGAAUAAUGCCAAGGUUUUACAUGCAAUCCAAACUUGUUGCGGGGAUGAUACUUAUUUUAUUAUCCGGUGCAUUAGCUCGGCCAAAGUCGCCUGGGAUACUUUGGCUGAACAGUUGAAGCCGGCCGAUCAAGCCUUGGAAAACACAGAGGAUGAAGAGCUGAAUACCGGUCUGAAGCGGAAUGAGGAGUAUUAUAAAAGUAACGGCGACUUCAGUGAGUUCCCCCACCAUCAACCCUUGAUUGAUGCUGUUGCAAAAGGUGACUGGAGUUCUGCAAAGAAGUAUCUUACUAAGCAUCCCGACGCAAUCAGAGAAAGAGGUUCAUUAUCAGGCUCGACAGCUCUUCACAUGGCAGUUUCAAUGGAAAACGAAUAUAUGGCGAAAGAACUAGUGGAGUUGAUGACAGAGCAAGACUUGGAAAUAGAAGACGCUAAUGGUGUCACAGCUAUAACUUUAGCUACGCUAAUAGUACCCGAAGUGGCUAGAUGCAUAAUCGAAAAGAACAAGAGAUUACUUUGCAUACCAUGCAAUCUCCAGAAUAUGAUCCCACUAAUCAUGGCUUGUCAUGGCGGCCAUUGGGGAUUGGCUCGCUAUCUCUAUUCAGUUACUCCAUUGGAAGCUUUGACGUCGACCCAAGAUAACUGUCAGACUGGUGCUGAUCUUAUUUCCCACUGUUUUAGCUCCAAAGAACUGGGUACAUAAAUGUUUUAGAUACAAUAUUCGCACACAUUUUCUGACACACUAUAACUAAGAUAUUGCAUUGGAUUUAAUUCAGCGUUGUUCAAACUUGGCAUUUGCCACAAACUCUACUGGGAAAACACCUUUACAGGAAUUGGCUUGUAUGCCCUCUCUCUUUUUAA
Malus domestica (apple) is the source of this 1188-nucleotide messenger RNA. Lineage: Eukaryota; Viridiplantae; Streptophyta; Magnoliopsida; Rosales; Rosaceae. The record is from RefSeq and is a predicted model, not a curated record.